Molecule: messenger RNA, 2278 nt
Organism: Pistacia vera
Lineage: Eukaryota; Viridiplantae; Streptophyta; Magnoliopsida; Sapindales; Anacardiaceae
Product: serine/threonine protein phosphatase 2A 57 kDa regulatory subunit B' theta isoform-like
Exons: 4
Coding region: 588-2162 (524 amino acids)
Biological process (GO): signal transduction
Cellular component (GO): protein phosphatase type 2A complex
Molecular function (GO): protein phosphatase regulator activity
Source: RefSeq, a predicted model, not a curated record
AACUCAGAAAGAAAGAAAAUGAAAAAGCAACAAAUUAACAACAGUAAAAUUGGCUAACAAAACACCACCACCACCACAACAACAACAGGAACGAAAGAUUUGAUUUUUAUUUGUUGUUUAAUCCCAUCAUUGUUUGAACUGAAUCUCAAUCUCUCUUUUUCUGUGAGAGAGAAAUGAGUAGCUCAACUGUCGUUGUUGAAGUAUUGUUGAUGGAGAAUGUUAUGUGGAGUUUCUAGAUCAUACUCAGAUCUUGUUACUUUUUGAUCCAGCUGAAUAGUUUGCCAAUCUUGGAGAAACACAUCAAGGGAGAGAGAUAAGCGAGGGAUUUUCUUUAUCAUCUUGAGUCAGAGUGGAACAUUUAUUGAAUUAAGUAAAGAUGACCAUUUUACGAUAAUGAAGAAGGUUAGAAGCUUUAGGGGUGGAUUUCGAAUUAUGACUCCAUAUUGAUUGAUGCAUCCUGGUUUUCCCAGUUAGAGUGAAUUGUGCCCUUUGACUAUCAUUCAUGCUGUUUUGGCUUUGAAGGAGGAACAAUUAGGUAUUGGAUUCUCAAGUGCAUGAGAUAUUGAUACCAUUGUACAGCUUGAGUUAUGAUCAAACAGAUACUUAAUAGGUUCCCUAGGAAGCCAUCUAAAUCGUCUGACAGUCGUGAAGGUGGGGCUACCUCUACCUCAUCUUCAAAUGUUUCAACCAGUUCAAGAAACAGUGAUUCCGGUAAUCGCUAUGGCAAUCAGAACAGUGCAUCUCAUCCUGGGAACAAUUUCAACGCUAAUGUAGGGGCCAAUCAUGGGAAUAAGUUUGCCCAGGUUGUAAAUUCAAAGCUUAAUGGGAAUUCCUUGGUUUCUUCUUAUGAAGCUUUGCCUAGUUUUAAGGAUGUUCAUAGCUCUGAGAAGCAGAACUUGUUUAUCAAGAAACUGAGCCUAUGUUGUGUUAUCUUUGACUUCACUGACCCAACAAAGAAUCUCAAAGAAAAGGACAUCAAGCGACAAACACUAGUAGAGCUUGUGGAUUAUGUUUCUUCUGCAAAUGGAAAAUUUCCAGAAACUGUCAUGCAGGAAAUGGUAAAGAUGGUGUCCCUAAAUUUGUUUAGAACCCUCACUUCUCCACCCCGUGAAAAUAAAGUUUUAGAAGCCUUUGAUUUGGAAGAGGAAGAGCCCUCAAUGGACCCUGGAUGGCCUCAUUUGCAAGUAGUGUAUGAAUUUCUUUUGAGGUUUGUGGCAUCACCAGAGACAGAUGCAAAAUUGGCUAAGAGGUACGUUGAUCACUCUUUUGUUCUCAGAUUGUUAGACCUUUUUGAUUCAGAGGAUCCAAGAGAGAGGGAGUAUUUGAAAACGGUUUUGCACCGAAUCUAUGGGAAAUUCAUGGUCCAUCGUCCCUUCAUUAGGAAAGCAAUCAACCACAUCUUUUAUCGUUUCAUUUUUGAAACCGAGAAGCAUAAUGGGAUUGCAGAAUUGUUAGAAAUUUUGGGAAGUAUAAUUAAUGGGUUUGCUCUGCCGUUGAAAGAGGAGCACAAACUCUUUCUUGUUCGAGCACUAAUUCCACUUCAUAAACCAAAAUGUGUAGCCAUGUAUCAUCAGCAGCUAUCUUACUGCAUUACACAGUUUGUGGAGAAAGACUGUAAGCUUGCUGACACUGUUAUACGAGGUUUGCUAAAAUAUUGGCCAAUUACAAACAGUACUAAGGAGGUCAUGUUCUUGGGUGAACUGGAGGAAGUGUUAGAAGCAACACAACCUGCAGAGUUUCAGCGCUGUAUGGUACCCUUAUUCCGCCAGAUUGGCCGUUGCUUGAGCAGUUCACAUUUUCAGGUGGCUGAGCGAGCUUUGUUCUUAUGGAACAAUGAUCACAUUGAGAACCUGAUCAAACAGAAUCGCAAAAUUAUACUGCCAAUAAUCUUCCCUGCCUUGGAGGGAAAUGCAAGAAAGCACUGGAAUCAGGCUGUACAGAGCUUGACGAUAAAUGUCCGCAAAAUCUUCUCUGAUAUUGACCCAGAGCUCUUUGAGGAGUGCUUGCUCAAAUUUCAGGAAGAUGAAGCACAAGAGGAAGAGAUGAAAUCGAAACGUGAAGCCACAUGGAAACGCUUGGAAGAAAUUGCUGCAAUGAAAGCUUCAAGUAAUGAACCUGUGCUCAUCUCCCCAAAAAUAGCUACACGCCCACGAUCCGGCUAAGUAGUUAACAAUGUGAUUGGCAGUUGCUGGAGUUUUUGGUUUUGCAGUUGUUAUGCAGACCAUGGAUGGAUAUGGUGAUUUCUGGAAGUGGAAGGCCCAGACUUCCCUAGCUUUUG